AUGGGUGGAAGCUGCCCUGAGGGUCAGAACUGGGACCAAUUGGUGAAAAAAUGCAUGAGCUGUCGUUUGGUCUGCCAGAAACCGUAUGCCAUCAGCAGGUGCAUCAGUUUUUGUGAGUCUACACAUUGCAAGCGGCUGCCCGGUCACUACUAUGAUGUGCUGCUGAAGACGUGCAUGAGGUGCGCUGAGGUUUGUGGCAAACAUCCAGCAGAAUGCUCCCAGCACUGCCACACUACAUCACCUCCUGUUACCAGGAAAAUGCUCCUACCGAACUCCAGAGAGGCCUCAGUGCCGAUGGCCCUGGAGGACUCCACGCUCCUGCUCUACUCUCUGCUGGCCCUGUGCAUGGUGCUGCUGUUCUCUAGCUUGUCUUUGGCCCUGGCGGUCUUACUGAGGAGGUCCAGGGCCAAAAGCUCCAAGCCGAGACCCAAGGAGGCCAAACAGAAGCCGGUCGUGCAGCCGGGUGAAAGGAAUGGCAUGCGAGGUGGGCAGCUGGAGCACACUUCCAAAGAUUUUGUAAAGAGUUCCGGCUGCCCCCCGAACCGUGAGCAGUCAGAUGACUCCAUCCCGACAGAGACGUGCGUGUGCAUCCACUGUUUCCCGGACCUGAAAGCUCUAGGCCAAAGCAAUGACAGGCCACUGGGACCACCGCUCUCCUUCAACCAGCAGGCCGGCCUCCCAGUGGCCCAGACCAUGGAGGGCAGGCCUCUCUGGACUGAGCAGAGCCUCCACGGACCAGGAGGGGACAGCAGUGAGAUAAGGUUCCUUUGCUCCCCUUCAAAUUAAAGUGUCUCGCAGGAAAAAAACGGAACGGAUAACAACGUCCCCAACGCACCGGAGAUGUUCAUCAGUAUUUGUCUUACUGAAUCUUCACAGUGGGGAUUAGAGUUAGCAAGAGAUAGGCCAAAAAUAGACGAGUAAUUGCAAAUAAAUAUGCAAUACUUAGAAUUGCAGGGAAAUGUCAGAUAUAAUUGGAAUAAAGACACAUUUAUAAAGUGUAACAACAGAAUAUAUACAGUGUGAGAAU
Molecule: messenger RNA, 1027 nt
Organism: Limanda limanda (common dab)
Lineage: Eukaryota; Metazoa; Chordata; Actinopteri; Pleuronectiformes; Pleuronectidae
Product: tumor necrosis factor receptor superfamily member 13B
Exons: 4
Coding region: 1-786 (261 amino acids)
Cellular component (GO): plasma membrane
Source: RefSeq, a predicted model, not a curated record